Messenger RNA from Aspergillus steynii IBT 23096, 903 nucleotides. Its product is annotated as RNA recognition motif domain-containing protein. Gene Ontology annotation, biological process: positive regulation of mRNA splicing, via spliceosome. Gene Ontology annotation, molecular function: RNA binding. The record is from RefSeq and is a predicted model, not a curated record. Gene Ontology annotation, cellular component: spliceosomal complex. The annotation marks the transcript as partial. Lineage: Eukaryota; Fungi; Ascomycota; Eurotiomycetes; Eurotiales; Aspergillaceae. The transcript has 3 exons.
CGCGUCAUAGACGAGCCUCGUUUCGCCCGCGACCGCAGCGCAUCUCCUCGCGAUGAACCUCGCGGCGAUCGCACUCGCAGCCGCUCUCCUAAUGGCCGUAUGGAUGAUCGGCCUUCUGUCGACUCUCGCAAGCCCUUGGAUGACGAUGAAGAGGGCGCUCAGAACACCGGCUCCAACCUGUUCGUCACUGGCAUCCACCCUCGCCUCACUGAGUCCGACAUCUGCCGCCUGUUCGAGAAGUAUGGCGAUGUUGAGAACUGCUCGAUCAUGGUCGACCCUCACACCAAGGAGUCUCGUGGCUUCGGUUUCGUCAAGAUGGUGACGGCCGAGCAGGCCGAUGCUGCCAAGGAGGGCCUGCAGGGCGAGGUUAUCGAGGGUCGCACUCUGAGCAUUGAGAAGGCCCGUCGUAGCCGUCCUCGCACCCCGACCCCCGGCAAAUACUUCGGUCCUCCCAAGCAAGGUACAGAUUUCCGUGGUGGACACGGUGGCCGUGGUCGUGGCGACCGCUUUGAUGAUCGCCGUGGCGGAUACGGAGGCAGCUGGCGCCGUAAUGACGACUACCGCUAUGGUCGCUACGACUCCUACAGUGAUCGCCGAGACUAUGGUGGCCGCGAUUACCGUGACUAUGGCGGUCGUCGUGACUACCGUGACGACUACGGCUACCGUGGUGGCAUCGACCGCUAUGCUUCUAGCCGCGAGGACCGUUACAGCCGUGAGGAGCGUCGUGGUGGUGGUGGUGACGACCGCCGCAGCGGUGGUGGCGAAGACCGUCGUAGCUACUACGACCGCGACGCCAACCCCCCUAGCUACGGCGGUGGCCACAGCGCCGCACCUCCCUCUCGUGAGGCUUAUGGCGGCAGUCGUUCCUACGAUCCCCGUGACGACAGAUACAGCUCCCGGUAG